CCACACGAUUUGAAUGCAACAUGCGGAACAGCAUGCGAUGCUGAUGUCAACAGAAACCAGUGACAGCUGGUGGCGCACUCCCAGUUAGGAACAAGGCGAUCGGCUAAUGACUCACCUGAACGGCGGGCUUCCUCAGAAUCCCAGCGGGGGCGUGGCCGCAGGUCAGGUGGUCGGUGUCGUGACCUUUGGACCUCUUGCGGGGCAGCGGAGAUGAGACCAUGCUAACCUCGGAGGCUAACCGGGAGUUCCAGGCCAAAGAGAGGAAAUACAAAGCCCAGCUGAAGAGAUGUCUGUCUGCUGCCCUGGCCCAAGACCUCCUCAGGCUGCUACAGGAGGAGCUGGAGUCUGAUGUGUGUGUGUGCAGCGGCCCGAGUUCCCUGAAGGCUCACCGAGCGCUGCUAUUGGCCAGAGCUCCUCACCUCCUCUCAGCACCUCCCCACCUCCUCUCGGGGCCCAAGGGGGACGUGGAGAACGUCCAUGUGUCCGGCCUGGACCCCGCGGAGCUCACACAGCUGCUCAGGACGGUGUACACCUCAGAGCAGAGCCUGGUGGGCCCCCCUGGACCCGGACCCCCCGGGACCAGCUCCCCUGGUGGGGGGCCAGACCCCGACGGACCCCCGGAACCAGGUGUGUGUGGUCUGCAGCCGGCCUGCGGUCUGGGCUCUGACCUGCUGUCUCUGUACCGGAGGGAGGAGCAAUGUGACAUCACCAUCAGAGUGGGCGGGCACGUCUUCCCCUGUCACAGGGCGAUCCUGUGCGCGCGCUCCCAGUACUUCCGGGCCAUGCUGAGCGGCAGCUGGAUGGAGAGCUGCACCCAGGACAUCACUCUGCAGGGGCUGGGCCCGGAGGAGAUGGAGGUCCUGCUGCAGUUCAUGUACGGUGCCAUCGCCGACCUCCCGCCCGGAGCCAGCGCCAGUCAGGUGAUGCUGGCGGCGGACAUGUUGGGCCUGGAGGGGCUGAAGGAGGUGGUGGAGAUGGUGCUGACCCGAGACUACUGCCGCUUCUUCCCCAAGGUGGUGGACGGGGUGCAGAAGAGCAUCGUGGAGUGUCUGUCCCUCACCAGCGCUCUGGGUCUCCUCAAGCUGCACGCCACCUGCAGGAGGUGGGUGGCGGAGCACUUCAUGAAGAGCUGGGCAGAGCGGAACUUCUCCCUGCUGUCGGUGGAGCUCCAGCGGGCUUGUCUCAGUGACGUGGCCGCCGCCAUGGUGGGUCCCAGGGUGCAGAGAUGCUCCCCCUCCGCGUCGUCUGAGGCCCCCGUUGUGCCGCGGACCCCCGCCCGCCGCCCGCCACCCGCCGCCAUGAAGUCGGACGGCCUCGCCACGGACGGCAAGACGGGAGACGGCCCCGCCCCCCGCGGAGCCAAGACCGCCAAGCCCCGCCCCUCCACGCCCCGGACCAAGGCCGGCGCCGCCGCGGGCUCGCCGCUGCUCAACGGGACCGCCCCCGCCGGCAGCCCCGCCUCCAGACGGGACGCCGCCAACGCUAACGGAGCUAACGGCAACGCGGCUACCGCUAACGGGACUCGCGGCCCCACGGCGGCGGGCCCCAAGGACCCGGAGAAAAGAGCGGCCCCCGGGGGGCGGCCCACCUGGUCCACGGCUGGACACGCCAAGGCGGGGCCCCGGGGCGGCAGCGCCGCGCGAGCUAACGGCGGCGUGGCUAAUGGCGGCACGGCUAGCGGCCACGCCCGGCCGGGAACCUCCACGUCGGGCAGCGCCUCGCCGGACGCCGCCGCCAGCCCGCCAAACAGCCUCCCUGGCCCAGGUUCAAAACCCAAACAACAGACCAAGCUGCUGAGCAAACCCUCUGGGGCCAAAGCCGUCCAGAAACCGGACCCGGCCAAGACCAGCAGUCCGACCAACAAGCCCUCCCCCAGAGAGACCAGUAAGACCAAGGCCAGCCCGGCCCAGAAGACCACUGGAGCCGCAAGACCAGAACCCAGAGCCAGGGGCGGGGCCGGAACCCCGGAGCCCAGCGGUUCGAGACCCGGAGCCGUGAAGAAGACCGCCUCCUCUAAGAGGGAGGAGCCUAAGGAGGCGGGGCGCCCUGCCGCAGCAGCUGAACCAAUCAAGAAGAAGACCAAACCCCUUGAGAGGACCGGCUCUAAGCCCUCCAAGACCCCCGGCCUGACCCCCAAGCCGCCGUCAGGCUCCCCCAGACCGGGACCCCGCCCGGGACCCCGCCCCCAGACCGCCCCUCACACCCCCCCCAGGGCUGGAGGCGGGGCCAAGGCCACCGGCUCCUCCCCCAGGAAGCCAGGAGCCAAAGAGGAGGCCGGGUCACCAGCCAAUCAGAACGCAGCACAUGGCGGCAGUAGCGCCGGGGGCGGGCUCUGCCUCCCGCUGAGCUCCAGCCCGCGCCGCUCCCCCCACAAGACCCCCGGGGGGGCGGGGCCCCAGGCCGGACCCCCACCGGCAGAGGGUCUGGACCCGGGGGGCCGAGAGAGUCAAGACCCCCCCCAGAGCUCCGCCACGCCCUGCGGCGGCGGGGACACGCCCCUGGAGGAGGCGUGCGGGGGCGGGGGGCAGCUCCAGGCGACGCCCGAGUCGGAGACGGGCAGCAACAGCACCUCGUCGGACGACAUCAAGCCGCGCUCGGAGGACUACGACGCGGGGGGGUCCCAGGACGACGACUGCUCCCACGGGAGGGGCGGGGCCGGGGGCGGCGCCGGGGGCGGGGCCUCCAAGUGCGGCACCAUGCGCUGCUCGGACUUCCUGGGGCGCAGCAGCAGCGACACCAGCACCCCCGAGGAGCUGAAGGUGUACGACGCCGGCACCGGCCUGCGGGUGGAGGUGCGGCUCCGCGGCCGCGAGGGGGCAGAGACCACCAGCGAGGAGGAGCCCGGGGGGAGGCGGCCGCGCUCCUGGCUGCACCGCGACGAGCUGCUGGCCCGGGGGGAGGGGGGGGAGGAGGGGGAGGAGGAGGGGGAGGAGCCCGCCGCCUCCCUCACGCUGAAGAGCCAGACCCCGCCCUCCUCCGACGAAGAGGAAGAGGAGACGGAGGAGGACGAGGAGCGCUCGGAGGUGGAGGUGAUCCCGGGGGGCGUGGCUCCGCCCAGUGCCCCGGCCGCCCCCCCCGCCCACUUCCAGGGGAUCGUCAACCUGGCGUUCGACGACGACGGCGGCGAGCAGGAGAAGCGCCCCCCGCCCCCCCCCCCCUCCUCCGGGUUCCGGCGCUCCGUGCUCCUCUCCGUGGACGAGUGGGAGGAGCUUGGCUCGGAGGAGCCCGACUCCGCCUCCUCCUCUGCGCCGCCGCCGCAGCAGAACGGGGGCGCCGACGUCUUUGAGGGCGACGCCCCCUCGCCCCACCCCCCCGACCCCCAGCAGGAGGAGGCCGACGCCCCCCCCCAGGAGCGACCCUGCCACCUGGACCUGCGGCCGGGUGACGCCCACCGGUCCGGGCCGGGCGACGCCCACCGGUCCGGGCAGGGCGACGCCCACCGGUCCGGGCAGGGCGACGCCCACCGGUCCGGGCCGGGCGACGCCCACCGGUCUGGGCCGGGCGACGCCCACCGGUCUGGGCCGGGCGACGCCCACCGGUCCGGGCCGGGCGACGCCCACCGGUCCGGGCCGGGCGACGCCCACCGGUCCGGGCUGCGUCUGGACUUGAGUGACGCGGCGCAGGCCCGCCAGAACUCUGCCGCUCAGGAAGCAGCAGCCCCCGCAGGAGACACAAGUUGUGGCUCAGAGGACAGUGGAGCGGCCCGGGACAGACCCCCGUCCCACGCCCUGUCCCCCAUAUACGAGCUCCGGGGUCUGGGUCUGGACCCGGGGCGCACGGACGCAACGCGGGGGGGUGAAGAGGAGCAGGAGGAGGAAGAGGAAGAGGAGGAGGAGGAGGAGGAGGAGGAGGAGGAGGAGGAGGAGCAGGAGCAGGAGUUUGCCGAGCGGGACUGGUCCCUCCUCCACCAGCUCCUGUCAGAGCAGGAGUCCAGUCUGGGCGUGAUGAGCCCGGUCCCCGAGGAGCUGAACCUGGCCCAGUACCUCAUCAAGCAGACGCUGGCGCUGGCGCGCGAUGGCCCCGCGGCCUGCCACGCCCCGCCCCCGGAGAAGGACGGCUUCCAGCGCUGGGCGGAGCUCAUCUCCCCCCCCGCCGACGACGCCCCCAGCAGCAUCACGGUCACCAGCUACUCCCCCGAGGACGCAGCCUCCCCGCAGGGGGAGUGGACCAUCCUGGAGCUGGAGACCCACCACUGACCUCCAGGGACCCACCACUGACCUCCAGGGACCCACCACUGACCUCCAGGGACCCACCACUGACCUCCAGGGACCCACCACUGACCUCCAGGGACCCACCACUGACCUCCAGGGACCCACCACUGACCCACCACUGACCUCCAGGGACCCACCACUGACCUCCAGGGACCCACCACUGACCUCCAGAGACCCACCACUGACCUCCAGGGACCCACCACUGACCUCCAGAGACCCACCACUGACCUUCACUGACCUCCCCCGACCUUCAGAGACCCACCACUGACCUUCAGGGAGCAGCACUGACCUCCAGAGACACUGACCUCCAGAGACAGUGACCUCCAGAGACAGUGACCUUCGGAGACCCACCACUGACCUUCAGGGAGCACCAAUGACCUUCAGCACCGUUCCGCCCCCUGGCUCCACCCCCUGACCGACGCCCCCUGGUGUUGACCCGGGACCCUGCGGCAGUGUGUCUGAGCCCCCCAGGACCCCGCGGACUGGCCCCCCCAGGACGCGGGGGUCUGGACCCCGGGGACUGGCCCCCCCAGGACCCCGGGGGUCUGGACCGGGGCGAGGAGGCCCUGCAUGUGGACCUUAUGUACAUUUGUCUUGUGGUCAAAGCUCUUUAACGAUUGGCCGAGGGGCGUGUGGGGGCGUGUUCUUUCAUAUACUGGAGAUAAGAUGCAUUUGUACAUGAAUAAUAUCAAUAUUAAACUUUCUUAUUUAUGACUCGGCAACAACGGCUCCGCAAGAUAUUCCCAGGCUACAGAGAGGCGUGUUAGUGGUGUAGGGGCGCCUCUACCCAUGCUGUAAGGCAGUGGUUCUCAAAUGGGGGUACGCGUACCCAUAUGGGUCCUUUGGAGUAAUGCAAGGGGUCCUCGGAAGAUUAAAAAAAAAAAAAAAGCCAGUUAAUUUUUUGUGGUUGAAAUGUAAAUAUUAAAACACGAGAAAGGAGAAUCCCUGAAAAAGAAAGCCUUCCAGAAACGCCAAAAUGUCGUCAGUUUAAGGUGAAUAUAUUUGAAUGGGGGUCACAUGCUCUGACCCUCCCCUGGCAUUGUGUUUCUUUUGUGGGGAGAAAUAAGCCAACAGUUACAUGAAGCACAGGCCCAUGUAUCUUACUAAAUUGUGAGUAUUUGCACCCUUUUAAUAUUCAUGUUUACACUGCCAAAUAGAAAGCACAUACAUUAUUGAUGUACAUUUUAUUAUUUUUUCAACCCAAAAGAUUUUGAGCCAGUGAAGGGGGUAAAUAUAAAAUAUAUAAAUAUAUAUCUUAGUACACUAGUAGAAAAGGUUAGAGAACCACUGCUAUAAGGCAUGGUGAGAUAUUCUGGCUGUGAGUGGGAGAAGCCCAAUGCGUCACCAGUCUGAACCGUCUGAACCUAGAGGAGCCCUAUUGCACCACCUGGUGUGACGUCGGUUAGCAACAACCAACCUUCACUGUCCGGUAGGCUGAUCGUCUACCCAUCAUGCAUCUGGCUGGACACUCCCCCCUGUGAUGUCACUCGUGGGCACGUCUAUAAAAGGCUUGUAGGCGUGGCUACGAUAUACCGCAGCGUGUGAGAUGAAGACUUAUGAACACAUUGAAAGGUUCAUGUGAAAUAAAUUGGAAGAACUUGA
Gadus macrocephalus (Pacific cod) is the source of this 5813-nucleotide messenger RNA. RefSeq names its product BTB domain containing 8 (gene btbd8). The record is from RefSeq and is a predicted model, not a curated record. Gene Ontology annotation, molecular function: protein binding. Lineage: Eukaryota; Metazoa; Chordata; Actinopteri; Gadiformes; Gadidae.